Messenger RNA from Bacidia gigantensis, 861 nucleotides. RefSeq lists its product as uncharacterized. NCBI's taxonomy places the organism in Eukaryota, Fungi, Ascomycota, Lecanoromycetes, Lecanorales, Ramalinaceae. Gene Ontology annotation, molecular function: ATP binding; dephospho-CoA kinase activity. The transcript has a single exon. The record is from RefSeq and is a predicted model, not a curated record. The coding region runs from base 1 to 861 and encodes 286 amino acids. Gene Ontology annotation, biological process: coenzyme A biosynthetic process.
AUGCUCCUCAUUGGUCUCACCGGCUCAAUAGCGACCGGGAAAUCCACAGUCUCGUCUCUCCUCCGCUCCGAACCCUACAACCUCCCCAUCAUCGACGCCGACGUUCUCGCCCGUCAAGUCGUCGAGCCAGGCACUUACGGCUACAAGCGCGUCAUCGCUGCAUUCGGGGAAUCGACGCCAGAUCUACUGCUGCCCACCUCAUCACCUUCGACACAGAAGGCAGGGCUGGAUGAUGGUGCGAAGACGGAGGAGACGAGAGGCAGGCGAACAGGACAGCCCAUCAAUCGCGCCGCUUUGGGCCGUCGAGUAUUUGGCUCCUCACCUUCACGCAUGAGAGAUCGGAAGACCUUGAAUGGGAUCAUACACCCGCUUGUGCGACUGGCAAUGCUGAGGCACGUCCUAUACUAUUACCUCACAGGUCAUUGGGCGGUGGUGCUUGAUAUCCCGCUGUUGUUCGAGUCCGGGCUUGACAUCUUUUGCGGAGUGGUGAUUAUGGUCGCGGUCAGUGAUCCAAUAGUGCAGAUGAGGCGGUUGAGAGAAAGGGACAAGGGUCUGAGUGCUGAGGAGGCAGAAGGGAGGGUGGGCAGUCAGAUGGCUGUUGGGGAGAAGGUCGCGGCGACGCAAGAGAAGGGUGAAAGGAGGGGGAAAGUGAUUCUCAAUGAUCGAGGCAUGGAGGAGUUGAGGCGGGAGGUAGAUAGAGUGAUAGGAGAAGUGAAGAAGGAAGGCGGUGGGCCGUGGUGGAGGAUAUGGUUCUGGGGCAACCCGCUGGCUGCACUGGUGUUCGGUAGCCAAGAGGUAUUGAAGUCAUGGUGGGCGAGGAGGAGACAGCAGAGUAGCAAAAAUGAGAAGGCCAGAUUAUGA